Molecule: messenger RNA, 854 nt
Organism: Drosophila innubila
Lineage: Eukaryota; Metazoa; Arthropoda; Insecta; Diptera; Drosophilidae
Exons: 2
Coding region: 1-684 (227 amino acids)
Source: RefSeq, a predicted model, not a curated record
AUGGUCAGCACAUCAGUUAUUUUUGGAUUUACUUUGAUCCUCUGCUGUUGUUGUGUUUUGACAGUUGCCGAUCUGGCUAAAGAUUUACUGGAGUUCAAGAAACUGUUGCCGCGGCGUCGCAUUGAUUUGAUAGCGGCGAAAUACUAUAUCUUCGAUGAGGAGUUUCAACAUGCCGUCCAGUUUGUGCGAAGCAAUGAGUUCUCGGAGAUUCUGAAGCAGAUGCAAAAAUCACCACGAGCUUCCAAUUUGAUAGAUUACUUAAAGAAGAGCACAGAGGGUCAAGACUUGACUCCUGUGAUGAGAGAGUUGCAAAGAAUACUUCACAACUAUGAAAUCAAGCAAGUUUCGCCCGGGGACAUACGGAAUCGGGAAUUAAGCUCAUUUCUGUACGAGGUAACUCAAGUCUUGCCCCGACAACAAAUGCAUAAUUUGGCAGCGCGUAAACUGCGAGAGAGCAAACCAUUUGCAAAAUUCUACAAGGCACUAAAGGAUAAAGAGUUCAAGCAUCUGGUUACGGCAGCUAGGCAUUCGCAGGACCUGAGGAGGUCAAUAUACAAACUGUCCAUGAACGACGUUGACGUUGAUGAAAUCAUACAAAUGGUGUUUGAGUUAUUAAGCUGGGGUCCCAACCCCACGAGUGCUAGAAGAGUGGAAAGUCGAAUGAUUUCCACUCACUGCAUGUAAUAAUUAAGUAUUUUUGAAUUAUGAAUUACCCUGUAGCACAUCACUCAUUAAAUAUCCGAAACGGACAAAAACGACGAAAGCACCCAAAAAACAUUCCAAAGACUCAAAGUUAAGAUGCUUACCCCGAAAAUACAUGCAAAGUACGGCUUAAGUGCUUUUCAAACCGUAAA